CCAACCUACGCCCCCCUUCCAAAUCCACUGAAUCCUGAUGUCAGGAAAUACUACCCAGCUUACCACUACUGGCGGCAAUUACUGGACCAACCAUACUGAGGGUCACGAUCGGCUUGGAUGUAAAGAAGACGAUGACGGUGAGCCAUGCUCGAUGAUGAUGAUAGUACACCAAGGUGUCCAUUCUGAAAUCGUGCAUACUACGCAGCCAAGUGGUGGGAAUUCCAAUAAAGAUCCCCAUGCAUGGGUGAUCCUAGACGGGAAAGAUUUAGAGCUGUCCUCUUUCAAUGUAUUAAAGAGCAUAAAUAAGGCCCGAGGAGCAGAAAAAAAGGCAACCAUUGCGAAGGGUCAAUAUCACAUAAAAUGGGAAAUGAGCGCGACGAUUAUCAAUUUUUUGAGAACGAGAGGAAUCACCAUCACUGCAAACACUCAGAUCAUUAUAUCUGGCAGGAAUGGAAAGGCAGCCGACGCAAGGGAGAUAUUUCGGUUUCAACUCCACCUAUCUUAGAGCACUAUACCUGUAACAGUCUUCAGUUCGUGUCUGUAUAAAGCUGUGGUCCUUUUUCUCGAAAAAA
This is a messenger RNA of Laccaria bicolor S238N-H82, 572 nucleotides long. RefSeq lists its product as uncharacterized. The record is from RefSeq and is a predicted model, not a curated record. The transcript is spliced from 4 exons. Lineage: Eukaryota; Fungi; Basidiomycota; Agaricomycetes; Agaricales; Hydnangiaceae. The coding region runs from base 38 to 505 and encodes 155 amino acids.